AUGAACAGGUCCUUGUCUCCUGAAUCCCCUGACAGGACUCUUCGUUUGGGCGAUCAUGACAACGAUAUCACCGUUCAUUUGAACCUCGAUGCGGCCCUGGAUAUCCGCCCAGAUCUGCAGCGCUUGGUCCGACUCAACCGCUUGGGAUAUUUCAACGAGGCAAUCUCAUUAUUUGAAGAACGGCUGGCACCUCAUAUAGACUUCUUCCCGGUGGCAUCUGAGUAUGCGGAUCUGCUCUUAGAGCAAGGAAGCUUCGGAGAUCUUCAUGAAUUCGUCUCUAGUCGGCUUAAAGACUCUCUGGUGCAGUAUUCUCGCGAUGAGAUGCAACUGUGGAAACUUCUCAAAUCGCUUGCGGAGCUCUACACGAAAGGCGCCUUGAUACCAGCCCUAGAGAGCACAAUGGAGAUGUUAAGGUAUCUGGAAACUAAGUCAGAUGAUGAUCCGUUGUGGUACAAACAUUCCACCGGGCUCCAGAUUCAGACAGUGGAGAUUUGCUUGCGUAUUAUAGCAUAUGCGGGUGCCCACUCGUGCUUCUUGUGGAAAAAGUCUUUCAAACCUCUCGCGAUGUGGGGAUUUGAUAAAGAUAAAUUCAUUUUCCCGCAGAGCGAAAGCUGUGGUCCGCUGCCAUUGUCGUUUGAAGCUCAUGGCAUAUACUCGGGAGCGUAUCCUCCACUGGGUGAUUGGUAUCGCUUCGUGGUACAAAAUGGCUUUUAUUGGGACUCACACAGGCUGCUACGGUCUAUCUUACCAUUCUUCGCGGAUGAAGAAGGUCAUUAUUUGGACAAUGGCCAUUUUGAACAUUUUGCUCAACUCGACACAUUAUCUGGGGUGAGAGAUAUGUUUUCGGGAGCGCAAGCGUCUUUAGAUGACGAACAACUUGCGUUGACACAUCUUGCCAACGCAUCGCUUCUUGCAAGCUUUUUUGACGUUCCAACAGGCCGUUCUGCAUGUAUUGGGAUUCAACGCCAGCUCACUAAGGAGGCGCACUCUCUUGCACUUUCUAUACUUUCAAGGCAUCCUCCUUUGGUGAACAGUCGACCAUACUUGAACUGGCUGUUGCUAGAGACUACAAAGGGACUAUGCAAGGGUAAUUAUCUCCAGCCUACUAGCAAUCAGUUCAGAAGGGUUGCCCGAAUACAGUCCCGAGAGACUACCAAGGACUCCGUGAAUGGAUCAACUGAUACGAAAUCCUUCCUAAAUGCCGCCAUGGAGAAUACCCUUGAGAUUGUGGCUUUGACUGCCAAAGGACUAGGAGACUAUCACUUGCAACAGUCCGUUCUUUGGACUCUUCUUCGCGAAUCUGGAGACUUUAGCAAAAUGCUUCAGAGGUUGAUCGAUCUAUCUGUGCUUUGUCAGCGUUCAAUGCAAGAUACAGCAGGUUUCCUUAAUUGUUUAAUUGAUGAAUACUUGCUGCUUGAAUUUUCAAACACCGCUAGCGUUGAUGACAAGCGCAGAGAUCUUUACCGCCAACUUUGUGACUUUUCCAACGAUUUUCCUUCACGCUUCGACUACGAUCUAGAAGAAAGGAGAAGACUUAACAUUACUUUCUUUGAUAUUCCGCUGCUUUCUUGGAUGAGGAUCAAAGUAUCGGCACAAUUGCUGAAAGAUAUGGGUCGUGAUAGGCAAGCGGAAUUGCUCGAAGUCAAACUACGUCGUAUCGAAGAACAUAUACCGAGAACUUCUAUGAGAUCGAACCCUGAAAUCUUUGUUCAAUGUCUGGAUUGUGAGUAUUGUGGUGACUCGGAAAUGGAACGAAUAAGCGUCAAUCGCUCUGGCCCUCAGCUAGAUUCCUUCGAUCGUUUAACCCGAUUACGACACUCCGAGUCUAGAAGACGACCCCGUGGGCAUUGCAACCAUAUGGAGAAUGCAGCGACAAUACUCUCUGAUUCCUCCUAUCGCGAUGGAAAUCCACUAGGAGAACCACGGAAUAAAGGCAAAGAUCACACAUCCUCAUUCGAAAAUUUCCCAAGUGACUCUCCGACUGAGAGGACACCAUUUGCAACAUACUUCGAAUCUGAGGAGUCGGACUUCUCUGAGGGUGGCAUGUCGGCCCGCAGUCGCAAUUUCGAGAGGAGUUUCAGGAAACUAGCUGUCCUGGAAUGGAAGCAUAUGCGGGAGAGGGUUCAACAGAGACAGAAGGAAGAGACGGCAAAGUUAGACAAGGAAUUCCGGGAGAGGUUACGAGCUGAACUUGGAUGUAGUGAAGAGGAGAUUGAGGCCAUAAUUAAGAAGACAGUUAAGAGCGAGACGGAGGAGGGGAAGAAGCCCGAAGAGGAGCAGGACCACCCCGACGAGACUAAAAAACCUACUUGGAUCAAGGUUCAUCGCAAGUACCUGCUCCCCGAGACCUUGAUGGUCUACCACCUCCCAUGGGACUGGGACGAGGACGACAGCAACUAUAUAAUCAUUAAAAAAUGGGUUACCGAAGAACUCCAAGAGGAGCUCUUCUCUCAUACCCGCCGCUUACGCGAGGACAAGGUCACGGCCCAGACGUCUAGCUCGGCCACUGAACUCAAAGUCAACGACCGCAAUAAAGACAAAAUAAAUCUCGUGCGGAAAAGAAGCCCCAUCGGUCAGGAAUAUUCACUUAAGCCGAGCCUUGGUUUUAAGGAGUACACAGAUCCGGAUGGUUGA
Messenger RNA from Aspergillus pseudoviridinutans, 2634 nucleotides. RefSeq lists its product as uncharacterized. The transcript has 4 exons. The record is from RefSeq and is a predicted model, not a curated record. The coding region runs from base 1 to 2634 and encodes 877 amino acids. NCBI's taxonomy places the organism in Eukaryota, Fungi, Ascomycota, Eurotiomycetes, Eurotiales, Aspergillaceae.